AUGUCAUCGUCGAAAACUGCUUCUCCAUUGUCACCUAUUACUAGUUCCACCCCGAUCUCAGCAACUCAACCUGCUCAUGAUAAUACUAGAAUCAUAAAGGAUUUACUUGCAGGGACUGCAGGAGGUAUUGGCCAAGUGGUAGUAGGGCAACCAUUUGACACUACUAAAGUUCGUCUACAGACUUCGAAGACACCUACUACAGCGUUGCAUGUAUUACGUGAUCUUUUCAAAAAUGAAGGUCCAUUAGCCUUAUAUAAAGGUAUGCUAACACCGUUGGUGGGUGCAGGGGCAUGUGUUGCUGUUCAAUUUGGUACUAAUGAAGCGUUGAAAAGAUUUUUCCGUCAUCAGAAUGCUGAUGGUCGUGUAAAUUUACAUUUAUGGCAAUAUUAUCUUUGUGGACUUGGUGGUGGUAUUGCCAAUGCAUUCUUGGCUUGUCCGAUGGAACAUGUUCGUAUUAGAUUACAAGUUCAAAAGGCGCCUAUUAAUGCCAAGAAUGUCACCGAUGCAAUAACACAUUUCAAUGGUCCCUUAGAUUGUAUCAAUCAAUUAUGGGCAAGAGGUGCUUUGAUGAGAGGUUUACCGGCUAUGUUAAUACGUGCGGGUCAUGGACUAGGGGUAUAUUUCUUAACUUAUGAAGCCUUGGUGGCACAUUCGGGUGUACCAAGAAAGGAGUUACCAGCUUGGAAAUCAUGUUUAUAUGGUGGCUGUGCUGGUUCUAUGUUAUGGUUAGCUGUGUAUCCAUUAGAUGUGGUGAAAUCUGUCAUUCAAACAGAUUCAUUAAAUAAGCCGAGAUAUUCAGAUAACAUUUGGAAAGUUGCUAAACAAUUGUAUUCGUAUGGUGGUUCCAAGGCAUUCUUUAGAGGGUUUGGCCCAACAAUGCUACGAGCAGCACCCGCAAAUGGUGCUACUUUCUGUGCGUUUGAAAUGGCUACUCGUGUCUUGGGAUAA
Henningerozyma blattae CBS 6284 is the source of this 948-nucleotide messenger RNA. RefSeq lists its product as uncharacterized. Gene Ontology annotation, molecular function: L-ornithine transmembrane transporter activity. Gene Ontology annotation, biological process: mitochondrial L-ornithine transmembrane transport. Lineage: Eukaryota; Fungi; Ascomycota; Saccharomycetes; Saccharomycetales; Saccharomycetaceae. The record is from RefSeq and is a predicted model, not a curated record. The transcript has a single exon. The coding region runs from base 1 to 948 and encodes 315 amino acids.